GGGAGGUUGAGUUUCUGGAGCUGCAUAGUUUCACUUUCACUCUGACAGCAGUGUCGCAGUAUUUUUUACUUCCAAAAGGUAAUGUAAAUACUUUAUUAUUUUAUUACUCUUAUCACCAGGGUUCUUGUGUCAUCCGUUUAUUCAGUUAUUUCAUUCUGUCAACAACAAAAGUUAACGAGAAAAACAAGUCCGAAUUGUGUUUUUUGUUUUCUAGGCAUCUUUAUCGAGGCGUCUGAAAUGGCGGACCGUGUGCUUUAGACACAGCGUUACUGUUUUCUUUGUGUCACUUCCUCCACAGAUAUCUCCUCAACUCCAGUAAACAACUGUAGAAUUCACAUUUAACUACCAAAAUCUUUUCACAUGGAGGUCCCUGAAGUGAAAUGUUAUUAACCCUGAACAUGUAAGGGGGCUGCUCGACACUAAAAGGAGAACUACUGGUGUAAUAAACAAGGAAACCAACUUUUCCUUCCCCUUUGUUGUGUGAGACUAUUGAGUUUCUCUUCAACACCAGGCUCUGCUUCAAGUGACUUAAAUUAUUUUGUGUUUGACUGAACAGGAAAAGUGGACAAAAGCUCCAAACUAACACCUAACAUACAGCGGCAGUAAUGUGGAACAGACAACAUGUCACUACGUUAAUCUUCCAAGUAAAUCAGGCUGUAAAUAUUUUAUAUAGUGAUGACAAAUAUGCAUAUUCUCAUACAGCUACUUAUUAAACUUGCAGCAUAAAGAAGGCAGUCAUAGAGCUCAUAACUUCUGCACACUGUGUCACAAGGUGUAAAGAAAGCUGCAGGACAACAAACAUUCUGCUUGUGCACUUGUAAAGUCUUUCACAUUUGACUGUGACCGUCUUUUCACUUUCACCUUUCAUCUAAAGUGCAUUUAGUGUGAGAGCAGGAUGUGUUUCUAAUGUGUCAUAGUCAAAAGUCAAAAGAAGAGACCUCUGUGGAUCAUUCGGCUCCUGAUAAAAACCUCCUGAACAAUGAACACUGAAGGAAUUCUAGCUGGUAAGUUUUAGGUGGUUGCAAUCUGCAGUUCACCAGUAGAGGCCACCAAAUCCCUGUAAAUCUUCCACUCUUCUUAAAUAGUAUUUGUGUCGUCUUUUUCUCAGCAGAUGUUUUGAGUUGUAGUUGCAGGAAAAGCACAGGUGAUACAAAUGUGUCCUGUUUACUCCAGAGUCAGAGGUCAGCACUCAGCAGGUGUGUGUUGUGUUACAGCUCAGAGCAGCAGCAGAGACCACACUCUGCAGGGACCAUGGAAAGUGACCAGAUGGAGUCAAGAGUCCGUCUGUUCCUGUCCGCUUGCAUGAUCAGCUGUGUGUCUGUCAGGAGGAAAGAUUCACAAGGCUGCACUGCAGAUGUUAAAGACACACCCCCCUCUCCUAAAGAGAAGCCGGACGAUCUUAUUGGUCCAGACAUCGACCCUGUGGGAGAUCAUGACGACCUGAUGGCUAAAGGAAGCAGACUGUCCAUAGAGUCCUUUGACUCUGGUGUGUCCUUCAAGAGUGAUUGGUCAAAAGGUGAACCGAUUGAUUUCAAAGAAGGAGUCUCUCCCAGGUUAGACCUGUCUUCCUUCGAGAAGAAGCACGAUGUGGCAGAUGAUGGUUUCUUUGAGUCUCCAGACGACCUGAUGGCUAUGGGAAGAACGCUGUCUGAACCUGCCAAGAGUGGUUUCCACAUUCCUUUAAGACAACACUCCCCUCUCAUGAGGGCUCAUAGAAGCGUGGAGGCUUUUGGGUCUGGUUUGUCCUUGAUGAAUGAUUCCUUCAUUCGUCCUCGACAACACUCCCUCCCCAGUGUCUUUAUUACUAGGAUGGCUACGGGAAUACCACAGUCCGAACCUGUCAAGAUUGAUAUCCGCCUUCCUGGAAGUCGACAGUCCCCUUUCAGCGUGUCUACGAGAAGCGUGGUGUCUGUUGACUCUGGUGUGUCCUUGAAGAGUGAUCGGUCAAAAGACAGACUGAUUUAUUUCAUAGACUGAGUCUCUCCCAGGGGAGGAGAUGAACCAACUCUCGUCUGAAGUGGGAUGGAAACCUGGUUGAGGCACCUGACAGCAGAAAGAAUAGAUACAUAUAUUAUUUCAAGUCUAAUAAAAGUAAAAAUAAUGAUUAAUGCUCAUUAUAGGAGCCAAAGAUGUUAUUGGGAGGUUUGCUUUUAACUGUGUAAUUCACUGUGUGGGCAUUGGGGGGCACUGUGCUGUCACCUAGUGAGUUCAGGUAUUUGAGGAUGUGACCUCACUAUGGUCAUCAGGUGUUUGGCCCGGAAGGGCAAAUGGUUUUUGACCACAAUGGCUAGGGAAUGCUACAGUUUCGUUUGUUUGUUUUGUACUGAACGUCAAAUGUGGAUGUAACAGAUGGACUUUACCAUGCACACGCAAGAUAAAUGUUACGGUGAUGCAACGCAAGAAGCUUCAUGGACUCUGAUUCAGCGUUUGGAUAACGAAGGUAGCGUAGCAUGUCCAGCAACAGGCGCGUCAACCCUGGUCAAAUACCUCAGUAGCAAGUAAUGGAUUUAGCUUCUUUAACACUCAUGUGGAAAAUAAAUGGUAUCUAACGCAAUGUAAUUUGAGAACUCUCAGGUAAUUCACACUGUAGGCUAAACCCAUAUGAUGGCAGAGCCAACCAGUGAAUAAACAACACACAACAAACCUUCUAUCUUGGUCAAAACACUGGAAAGUGUGACGGAGUCUGACUGACUUUUUGCAUUAAUGUAUCUGUUCCUUGUGUAUGUUAUAAUCUGCUAUUAAUGUAACCACUGUGACACUUAAAGGGCCAGUGUGUAAUAUUUGGCAUGGUUUAUUGUCAAUCUGAAUCUGAAUAUUCUACCCAUUAAUAUGUUUAUAUAAGUGUAUAAUCGCUAUAAAAUAAAAUUCGUUUGGUUUUCGGA
Epinephelus fuscoguttatus (brown-marbled grouper) is the source of this 2882-nucleotide messenger RNA. RefSeq lists its product as uncharacterized. The record is from RefSeq and is a predicted model, not a curated record. Lineage: Eukaryota; Metazoa; Chordata; Actinopteri; Perciformes; Serranidae. The transcript is spliced from 10 exons. Bases 1252 to 1977 code for a protein of 241 amino acids.